Molecule: messenger RNA, 2497 nt
Organism: Salvia hispanica
Lineage: Eukaryota; Viridiplantae; Streptophyta; Magnoliopsida; Lamiales; Lamiaceae
Product: cation/H(+) antiporter 4-like
Biological process (GO): regulation of pH; proton transmembrane transport
Cellular component (GO): endomembrane system; membrane
Molecular function (GO): antiporter activity
Source: RefSeq, a predicted model, not a curated record
CCUCCCCUUCCAAAUUGGAAGCCGAGGAUAAAUCCAAGAGGUCGGAGCCAUGGAUAUGGGGUCUUCCACCGGCCACGGUGGCAGGGAGCGCCCCGGCAACAUUACUACCGAUUUCUGCUAUGUUGAUAUGGCGCUGCACUCCACCGGCAUUUGGGGCUCCCACGACAAUGCAAACCUACUCGACUUCGCUCUCCCCCGCCUCCAGCUUCAGCUCGCCAUCAUUUUCUUCGUCACCCAAUCCCUUCAUCUCUUUCUCCGUCGCUUCCAUUUGCCUCGCCUUGUCUCCGAAAUCCUCGCUGGAAUCAUACUUGGGCCUACUAUUCUAGGACAGUUUCCAAAUGUGGAGAAAGCAUUAUUUCCACCAAACGGAGAUGUCUACUUGGACUUACUCUCCAAAAUUGGCUACAUAUUUUUUAUAUUCCUUAGUGGUGUGAAGAUGGAUCCGAGGACCGUGCUGAGGACCGGUAUCAAAGCGUGGACUAUCGGUGUUCUUGCUGUCACACUUCCGCUCGGUGGUAGCUUGAUGAUGACCGUGCUACAACAAAACGAGAUCCACAAGUAUCGAAUCCCCGCUUACAAAAACACUAUCUCCAUUCAGAAUUUAUUCCCCUUUCCUGUCAUUGCAACCAUGCUUGUUGAUCUCAAAAUCAUGAACUCUGAGCUUGGCCGCCUUGCCCUGGCUUCGGCACUCAUCAGUGACUUGGUUAGCAACCUCUCGUCGACUGUGAUCACCUAUGGCAGAGUCGGAAUCAUGAGCUUUGCAAAUGUUAUCAUGGUGCACUCUACUUUCUUGACCGUUUGCCUAAUUUUGUUCAUCUUCUGCGUGGGGCGCCCGCUCAGCCUUUGGAUCAUCAAGAAUACACCUGAAGGGAAACCAGUUAACAAAUUUCAUGUCAUCCUCAUGUCUUUCAUGGUGUUGAUUGUGGUGUUGCUUACUGAUAACGUCGGCCUCAACUAUCAGUAUGGCCCCUUUUUGCUCGGGUUAGCAGUGCCAGAUGGCCCGCCUUUGGGGGCCACGAUGGUGAACAGGCUGGAAACGUUAGUUUCGGGCUUGUUGGCACCACUUUUGGUCACUUAUUGCGGGAUGAAUGUGAAUCUCGUUGAGGUUUUCGAUCUACAAUUCGUUAGCCUAGUCUGGUCUGUUGUUGGAUACUGUUUGGCAAUGAAGCUAGUGUCUGUUUUCGUGCCGGCAAUCAUUUGCAAAGUGCCUGUUAAAGAUGCUGUUGCUCUUGCCUUCAUCAUGAGUGCUCAAGGAGUUGUUCAAAUGUCCUUUUACUACUACAACUAUGUUAACCAGACAUUUGAUGGAGAAACCUUCUCUAUGCUGACUACAUCAGUCCUGAUACAAUCCGCUCUCUCGAGUCUAGUGGUGAAGUCUCUCUAUGACUACUCAAGACUGUACACUGGUUACCAAAAACGAGACAUCCAACACGCAUCAAUCAACUCCGAGCUGCGUGUCCUCGCCUGCGCACAUCGCGUGGACGAUGCACUAGCAAUCCGGAAAGUCGUUGAAGUUUCCUUCCCGAGCAAAGAAAGCCCCAUUGCGUUAUACGCUCUCCACAUGGUGGAGCUCGCCGGCCGAGCCUCCCCGCAGCUAAUCGACCACCAACUAGGCCAAAAAUCAUCAAACAGCACAUCCCGCACGCAGAAAAUGAUCGACAUCCUCUCCUCCCUCGAGCAGCAAUACUCAGGCGUCGCAACCGUCCAGCAAUUCACCGCAAUGUCGCUAACAAAGUUCAUGCACCACGACAUCUGCACCGUGGCAUUCAACAAACUGGCGUCGUUGAUAAUUCUCCCAUUCCACAGGAAGUGGAACCACCAGGGCAAGUUCAUACUCGACUCCAGCACGAUGCGGUCCAUCAACUGCCAGGUCCUCGACCUGGCGCCAUGCUCGGUCGCCAUCCUGGUCGACCGCCACAAGGUGCGCCGCGGGGCCGCCUCAGCGUACAACGUGGCGGUGGCGUUCUUCGGGGGGGCGGACGACAGGGAGGCGCUGGCGUACGCGAGGCGCAUGGCGCUGUCGCCUGACGUCUGCCUGACGGUUGUGAGGUUCGUACCGUGGGACAUCUACUCCGGGGACAGCCAGUGGGACGCGGUGCUGGACGCGGAGAUACUGAAGGAGACGAGGAUGCAGGGGGCGCAGCAGGACAACAUUGUUUACAGGGAGGAGAGGGUGAAGGACGGGGCGGAGACGGCGAUGCUGAUACAUGCGAUGGAGGAGGCGUUUGAUCUGAUCAUGGUGGGGAGGAGGCAUAAGGAUGACACGCCGCAGCUGUUGGGGCUGAGUGAGUGGAAUGAUUUGGCGGAGCUGGGACCGGUUGGGGACAUGCUGGCGUCGCCGGAUCUGACCGUGCCUGUGUCCGUGUUGGUGGUGCAGCACCAGAAUAUCAAAUCUAUUUGAGCACUAUUUUUCGGUAUUAAUGGUUUUUUCUAAUAUCUAUUAGAAAUUUGCUGUUCAUGGAGAUGUAUACUUUUUUUUUUCUAAUAUCAAUUAGAA